Molecule: messenger RNA, 2117 nt
Organism: Prunus avium (sweet cherry)
Lineage: Eukaryota; Viridiplantae; Streptophyta; Magnoliopsida; Rosales; Rosaceae
Product: glucose-6-phosphate 1-dehydrogenase 6, cytoplasmic
Biological process (GO): glucose metabolic process; pentose-phosphate shunt, oxidative branch
Cellular component (GO): cytosol
Molecular function (GO): glucose-6-phosphate dehydrogenase activity; NADP binding
Source: RefSeq, a predicted model, not a curated record
GAAUGAAUGAACGAUGUGGCGAAAAUAGAAAUAAGCGGAAACGCAGGGGGGGAGAUGACGUAGAAGGAAAUCAAAAUCAUCAAAAAUCUCCCUGUCAAAUUAGGCGGCCGGUAAGAACGAAUAGACGACAUAGCGUCUGACUUGCAAUAGAGAAAAAUUAUAUAUAAAAAGAAACGCCAACAAACCACCAACCCCAACCUUACUUCCCACUUAGAAUUCAAAGCACUUUUGACUUCUCUUUACUAUCUUUUCCUUCUACUUGUUUUUCACAGCAUCGCAAUCUUAAUUUGCUGCGCAUUCGAUCUGCUCUGCUUGAUCAGAUCACGAGCUGCCUCUGAUCAAACUACGGUUUAGCUCUGUGGAAUAGCUUUGAGCUGCUUGUACAGCUUAGAAAAUGGGAUCGGGAUCAUGGCACAUGGAGAAAAGACAUAGUUUUAAAAAUGAGCCGGUGAAAGACGUUGAGCAUGUGCUUGAAAAUGGGUCUCUCUCUAUCAUCGUGCUUGGCGCUUCUGGUGAUCUUGCCAAGAAGAAGACUUUUCCAGCACUCUUCAACCUUUUUCAGCAGGGAUUUCUGCAACCAAAUGAAGUUCACAUUUUUGGCUAUGCAAGAACUAAGAUUUCAGAUGAUGAGCUAAGAAACCGCAUACGUGGAUAUCUUGUCCGGGACAAAGGAGCUUCACCAAAAGACUUGGAAGAUGUAACCAAGUUUUUGCAACUGAUCAAAUAUGUAAGUGGUUCUUACGACACUGAGGAGGGGUUUCGGCUGCUUGAUAAAGAAAUUUCAGAGACUGAAGUCUUAAGAAAUGGUGUGGACGGAUUAUCCCGCAGGCUUUUUUAUCUUGCACUUCCUCCAUCAGUAUAUCCUUCUGUCUGCAGGAUGAUCAGGCAUUGUUGCAUGAAUAAAACUGAUCUUGGUGGAUGGACUCGUAUUGUUGUUGAGAAGCCUUUCGGCAAGGAUUUGGAAUCUGCAGAGCAACUCAGUACCCAGAUUGGGGAGUUGUUCGAAGAAUCACAAAUUUACCGUAUUGAUCACUAUUUGGGGAAGGAAUUGGUGCAGAAUCUGUUAGUACUUCGGUUUGCAAAUCGAUUUUUUUUGCCCCUCUGGAACCGAGACAACAUUGAAAAUGUACAGAUUGUGUUUAGGGAGGAUUUUGGAACUGAAGGUCGAGGUGGAUAUUUUGAUGAAUAUGGAAUUAUCCGUGAUAUUAUUCAAAAUCAUCUAUUGCAGGUUCUUUGCUUAGUUGCCAUGGAAAAGCCUAUUUCCCUAAAACCUGAGCAUAUCAGGGACGAGAAAGUGAAGGUUCUUCAAUCAGUACUACCAAUUGAGGAUGAUGAAGUUGUUCUUGGACAAUAUGAUGGCUAUAGGGAUGAUCCAACUGUUCCUGACCACUCAAACACUCCAACUUUUUCAACUGUGGUUCUGCGGAUCCACAAUGAAAGAUGGGAAGGUGUUCCUUUUAUACUAAAGGCUGGGAAAGCAUUAAAUUCAAGAAAGGCAGAAAUAAGAGUUCAAUUUAAGGAUGUGCCUGGUGACAUAUUCAAAUGUAAGAAGCAAGGGAGAAAUGAGUUUGUAAUACGCUUGCAACCUUCAGAAGCCAUGUACAUGAAACUUACGGUCAAGCAGCCUGGACUGGAGAUGUCAACUGUCCAAAGUGAAUUAGACUUGUCAUAUGGGCAACGAUAUCAAGGGGUAACAAUCCCGGAGGCUUAUGAGCGUCUAAUUCUUGAUACAAUAAGAGGCGAUCAGCAACAUUUUGUACGCAGAGAUGAGUUGAAGGCGGCCUGGGAAAUCUUCACGCCUCUUCUGCACAGAAUUGACAAUGGUGAUUUAAAGCCGCUUCCAUACAAACCAGGCAGUCGGGGUCCUGCAGAAGCCGAUGCGCUGCUAGAAAAAGCCGGUUACGUACAAACACAUGGCUACAUCUGGAUUCCUCCCACCUUGUAGAAGGCUUGCCUUUUUAAGUUUCAGCUUGGGCUUUCCCUUAUCCAGUGUGUGCCAUAAACCAUAACGUGGUGUUGUUACAUUGCAAGUUUUGUAAGUUAUGCCUUAAGAAUAAGUGCGCGAUCGAAAUGAUGUGUGAUUCCAAAUAAUUAAAUGUUGUGUUUUCGAUUCGUAA